AUGGAGCGGGCCGGGCAGGAGCCUGGCUCCCGAGAGCCUGGAGCUGCAGGGAGAGGGCAUGCAGAUCAUUGUGAUACUGGUUUUAUACGAAGAGGCAGAAACAGAAUAAAUAAUGUCUCAGGCCAGGUGGCUCAGUUUGGGGAAAGCCCUCAGGCCAGUAAUUACAGUCUUCUACCAGGACAGAGAGAGGAGAGAUUUGGUGGUUGUGUUUGGAGAGGUGCUCAAUCAAGCCAGAAUACACCAAGAAACCAAGGUGGAAAAGCUAACAGUGGAGCCACAGGACACUGGAAUGAAUGGGAGAAUGAGAGGAGGAGAAUGAGGCAUCUGGGUGGACAGACACACGAGAGGGCCAGAAGACCCUGGGACUACCAAGAAAAUGGGAGUGGAGGAAGAAGGUAUCAAGGUGGACAGGCACAUGAGAAUACCAGAGGACCACGGAAUGAGCAAGAAAAUGAGGGUAGGGGAAGGUGGUAUCAAGGUGGACAAUCCUGGGAAGGAGCUAGAGAGCUGAGGAAUGGGCAGGAAAAUGAAGGUAGGGUAAGGAGGAUGCAAUCUCGGGAGAAUCCUCAUUACCACCAGAACCCUGCCCCAGGUGGUGCCCAGCUCAGUGAGCAGCCUCAGCAAGUCAAAAGGAUCGGAUAUAAAUUCCUAGAAAGUCUUCUCCAGAAAGACCCUUCAGAAGUUGUCAUCACACUUGCUUCAAGUUUAGGUUUGAAGGAACUUCUCUCCCAAACAGCUAUGAAACCAAAUUUCCUUCAGCUCGUUUGCCAGGUGCUUCGAAAAGCAUGCAGUUCCCGAAUGGAUAGACAGAGUGUCCAGCAGCUGCUUGGAGUGGUGAAGGAGUCCAACUUCCUCAGGAUCUGUUUGCCACAGUAUGUGUCUGACAUGAUAACAGAAGUAGUCCCUUCUGUACGUCAUCAGUACCCUGUGCAUAUUAGCAACAUCAUUUCACUUCUUCAGGACCUAAUCAGUGUUUUCCCAGCCAGCUCUGUCCAGAAAAUCUCAGUUCUCUUGACAGUCUUGCCAGCGUCCAUAAGUGCCCUGAGAGCUGCUGGUGUGGACAUCCCAGAAGAAGCAGAGAAGAAUCUAAAUAAAGUCCAGAUGCUCGUGCAGCACCUGCAGGAGAAGAAACGUGAAGGGACACUGAGGGCUGAUAACUGUACUCUUGUGCAGCUUCAGACUGAUAGUCCAGACGAAAGCUAUCGCACAAUGACCAUUUAUCCGACAUAUAAUGAGCUACACCGUCAGGAAAAACCCUUUCUACGUCCCAAUAUUGUUUCUGGAAGAUAUGAGAGCACCAGCAUUUAUCUUGACACCCAUUUCCGGCUUUUGAGAGAAGAUUUUAUAAGGCCUUUAAGGGAAGGUAUCUGGGAGCUUUUGCAGAACUUUGAUGACAAAGGUCUGAGAAAGAAAAGAUUUGAUGACAUCAGGAUCUAUUUUGACACACGGAUUAUUGCCCCUCUCUGUUCCCCAACUGGUAUUGUUUACAAGGUCCAGUUUGACAUAAAACCAUUGAAGUUUGUACGAUGGCAGAAUUCCAAACGGCUGCUAUAUGGAUCCCUGGUCUGCAUGUCCAAAGACCACUUUGAAACAUGCCUUUUUGCCACUGUUUCUAAUCGUGAUAAUGCAGAUCUUGCCUGUGGGAUUGUGCAGCUAUGUUUUAAUGCACAGAGCCAUGCACUGCUGGCACAGGUUCAGCCCUCAGACUCCUUCCUCAUGGUAGAGACAACUGCUUACUUUGAGGCCUAUCAGCAUGUGUUAGAAGGAAUACAGGAAAUCCAGGAAGAAGAUAUCCCAUUCCAGAACUACAUUGUGGAAUGUGAUACACAGGUGAAGCAGCCAGCAUACCUUACAAUGGAUACUGCCUACAACUUUGCACCCUUGAUGGAAGAUCCACUGUUAGACAAAGAUAUAUACCCUGAUGGUUUGAGAAGGCAAAGUGUCCGUGUUCUAGAUCCCAAGCAGUGGCCUUCAACAGAAACCUUGAGAUUAGAUGAGUCUCAGAUGCAGGCACUGAUGGUUGCACUCACCAAGGAGCUGGCUAUUAUUCAAGGACCUCCUGGGACCGGGAAGACCUAUGUGGGUUUGAAGAUUGUUCAAGCUCUAUUGACUAAUGAGCAUGUGUGGCAAAGCAUGGUCCAGAAGUCUCCUAUCCUUAUAGUCUGCUACACUAACCAUGCACUGGAUCAGUUCUUAGAAGGAAUUUACACAUUCCAACAACAUGGGAUCGUGCGUGUUGGGGGCAGAAGUAGCAGUAAGGUCCUGAAGCAGUUCACCUUGAGAGAGCUGAGGAAGAAUCCUCAAUUCCAACUCAACUUGCCGAUGCAUCUUCGCAGAGCCUAUGUGAAUAUAACCAAUGAGAUGAAACAGGCUGAGCAGUUGCUCUACGAAGGAGCAAAGCAGUUGGAGUGCACAACAUACGGAGUUCUGCAUGAGCGCCACUUGAAAGCCUGCAUCGCCCCCCAGCACUGGGACAGCCUCAUGAAUGGUCUGGAUGAUGAGGAGUUCUACUACAGUGCUUCAAAAUACUCAAUGAUUCUGGAGUGGCUGGGCCUUGGUGUAACUGUCUUCACCCAGAAUCCUGCACAGAAUAUAAGGGCUGAGAAGCCAGGUGGUCAUCAGGAGACAGAGGAGGAGUGGGAAGGUGGAGUAGAAGAGGAGCUUUUGGAGAUCCCAGAGGAGGCUGACUUGAUUCAAGCUGACAGAGUGAUUGAAGAUGAAGAGGCAGCAAAGCCUCAGGGAAGGAAGGAGGAAGAGCUCAGAGCUGUUAAUGAACUAGCCAGCGUGCUGUUGGCUAUGAAGCUGGAGGGCCAGGAAGAAGGAACAGCCCAACCACAACAGAAGACUACACAGUGGGAGGUAACUGGUGCUCAGAGGAAGAAAAUGAAACAGAAGAUGAAGGUUGAGCUCCGUAAACUGAGUGCAAUGACAGAGUUAGAGGCCAGGGAUAUUCGGGAUCUGUGGCAACUUGACCUGGGCUCACGCUGGAGGCUUUACAGGCUUUGGCUGCACACCUACCAGGGCCUUAUUCGACAGAGGAUUCUGCGGCAUGAACGGAACUAUCAGGCAGCAGCAGAAAGGCUGACAGAACUGAGGCUGCAGGAAGAUCUCUGCAUUCUCAAGGAGGCCCAAGUGGUGGGGAUGACAACUACAGGUGCUGCCAAAUAUCGUCACAUCCUGCAAAAAGUAAAGCCACAAAUUAUCAUUGUAGAGGAGGCAGCAGAGGUGCUUGAGGCUCAUAUCGUUACUACUCUGAGUAAAGCUUCCCAGCAUCUUAUCCUCAUUGGAGAUCAUCAGCAGCUGCGUCCUACUGCAAAUGUAUAUGACCUGGCCAAGAACUUCAAUCUGGAGGUGUCUCUCUUUGAACGGCUGGUGAAAGUCAAUUUCCCGUUUGUCUGCCUGAAAUACCAACACCGCAUGCGUCCUGAAAUUGCUCAGCUUCUCAGUCCUCACGUAUACCAGAAGCUGGAGAACCAUCCGUCUGUCCUGACAUAUGAGAACAUAAAAGGAGUCUUAGCUAACCUCUUCUUUGUGGAACAUGACUUUCCAGAGCAAGAGAUUCAGGAAGGGAAGAGCCACCAGAACCCACAUGAGGCCCAGUUUGUGGUGGAACUGUGCAAAUACUUGUUGUGUCAGGAAUAUCUACCUUCUCAGAUCACCAUUCUCACUACUUAUACUGGACAGCUUUUCUGUCUGCAGAAGCUCAUGCCAGCCAAGACCUUUGCAGGUGUGAAGGUUCAUGUAGUAGAUAAGUACCAGGGGGAAGAGAAUGAUAUUAUUCUGCUGUCACUUGUGCGAAGCAACAAAGAAGAGAGAACUGGAUUCUUGCAGAUCCCUAAUCGGAUAUGUGUUGCAUUAUCCAGAGCUAGGAAAGGGCUGUAUUGUAUUGGAAAUAUGAGAAUGCUUGGCAAGGUUCCUCUCUGGAGCAAGAUCAUUCACACCCUUCGGGAAAAAGGUCACAUUGGCCACUCAUUGGCACUUUCCUGUCAAAAUCACCCUGCAACCAGGACACUGGUAUCUACAGCAGCAGACUUCAGCAAAGUCCCGGAAGGAGGCUGUAGUCGUCCCUGUGAAUUUAGGCUGAGUUGUGGACAUGUUUGCAUGAGGGCAUGUCACCCAUAUGAUGCACAGCACACAGAGUAUCAGUGUCUGAAGCCUUGUCAAAAGCUGCUUUGUGCAGAUGGGCACCGCUGCCCACAGUCAUGUUACGAGCCCUGCGGACCAUGCAUGGUGAUGGUAGAGAAAACAAUUUCUAAGUGUGGCCACCUGCAGAUGGUGCCGUGCUCUGUGCCAGAGAGUGAGGUUAUUUGCCAAGAACCUUGCCAGAAAAUGUUGAACUGUGGGCACAUGUGCAACCAGUUCUGUGGGCAGGAAUGUACUAAGCGGUGUCCUGAACCUGUUACAGUCAUGCUGAAAUGUGGCCACAAUCAGAAAGUUAAAUGCUGGAUCACUGAGGAGAUGAAACAGGAGAAGCCUGUGGAAUGUAAGACUAAGUGUUCUGUUACACUGCAGUGUGGUCACGUGUGCUCAGGUUCCUGUCAUACCUGCUUUGAAGGAAGAUUUCAUGAGCCGUGCAAGAGCCCUUGCAAGCGCUUCUUGGUCUGCUCCCAUAAGUGCCAGCAGCCUUGUACUACAGAAUGCCCUCCCUGUCAGCUGGAAUGUGAGAACCACUGUAUCCACAGUCGAUGUAAAAAGAAAUGUGGAGAGAGCUGUUUCCCAUGUGCUGAGCCCUGUGAGUGGUGGUGCCAGCACUACCAGUGCACCAAGCUCUGCUCUGAGCCCUGCAACAGGCCUCGCUGCAACACACCCUGUGCUGAGCUGCUGCCCUGUGGUCACCCCUGCAUCGGGCUGUGUGGAGAGCCCUGCCCAAAGAAGUGCCUGGUUUGUGACCGUGAGGAACUCACCCAGAUCUUUUUUGGCUUUGAGGAAGACCCAGAUGCUAGAUUUGUGCAGCUUGAAGACUGUGGCCACAUCUUUGAGUCCCAAGGCCUCGACCAUUACAUGGAUGAAGAUGAUGAUGUCAUCAAGCUGAAGGUAUGCCCUGUCUGCCAGACACCGAUCAGAAAGAAUUUGAGGUAUGGCAGCAUUGUGAAAAGACGGCUAGAUGAGAUAGAAAAGGUAAAAGAGAAAAUCCAAGGCCCAGCACAGCAAGUUGAGUCUAGCAGACAAAGACUGCAGGCUGCACUGAGUGGGAAUGCUGUUUUGCAGAGGAAUCUACCCCUUAAGUACCUCAUGCUAGAAGAUAAACUAAAAGCUUCUGAUCUCUCCACAAGGAGUAUUGGACUAAUUGAGAACCAACUUAAAUUCUAUGAACGUGUAGCAGAUCUAACCCAUUCUAUGAGCAAAAUUGAUGCGAGUGAGAGGAAAAGGCUGAGAAAGCAGCUGGAUGAAGUCCAGGAGUGGCUGGAAAAGCCACGCCUCAGUUUUUCAGGACAGGAGCUAUCUGACCUGCAGGCCGAGAUCCAGAGACUAACCUAUUUGGUGAGUCUCCUGGCAAGGUGCAACGGCAUAGGUUGGACAAUUCCCUCAGCGCUUGCAGCAGUGAUUGCCAGCGCUCGUGAAAUCCUGGAAGGGACAAAGAAAUUCACAGAGGAGGAGGAGGCUGCCGUGAAGGCGGCCCUGGAGGCGCUGCGCGCUGCCCUGCCGCGCUCGGGGCUGGGGGUGUCCGAGGCUGAGCGGGUGCAAAUUGUCAGCGCCAUUGGCUGCCCCCGCGGCCACUGGUUCAAGUGCCGAAAUGGGCACAUCUAUGUGAUCGGGGAGUGCGGAGGAGCAAUGGAGAGGAGUACGUGCCCUGAAUGCCGGGCGGUCAUCGGGGGCACGAACCACGCUCUGGACAGCAGCAACAGCCUCGCCUCCGAGAUGGACGGCGCCACCCACGCGGCCUGGUCGGAGACGGCCAACAACCUGCUCAACUUCGAGGACCUCCAGCAGCUUUUCUAG
This is a messenger RNA of Chaetura pelagica (chimney swift), 5940 nucleotides long. RefSeq names its product zinc finger, NFX1-type containing 1 (gene ZNFX1). The transcript has 13 exons. The coding region runs from base 1 to 5940 and encodes 1979 amino acids. The record is from RefSeq and is a predicted model, not a curated record. Gene Ontology annotation, biological process: regulatory ncRNA-mediated heterochromatin formation. Gene Ontology annotation, molecular function: helicase activity. NCBI's taxonomy places the organism in Eukaryota, Metazoa, Chordata, Aves, Apodiformes, Apodidae. Gene Ontology annotation, cellular component: nuclear RNA-directed RNA polymerase complex.